Molecule: messenger RNA, 1893 nt
Organism: Spinacia oleracea (spinach)
Lineage: Eukaryota; Viridiplantae; Streptophyta; Magnoliopsida; Caryophyllales; Amaranthaceae
Product: peroxidase 17-like
Exons: 4
Coding region: 1-1893 (630 amino acids)
Biological process (GO): hydrogen peroxide catabolic process; response to oxidative stress
Molecular function (GO): heme binding; peroxidase activity
Source: RefSeq, a predicted model, not a curated record
AUGCCUAAAAAAACAUGCAUCCCUCUUCUCCUCCUUCCUCUGAUCUUCCUCCACAUUAUAAUCGGAGAGGCUCAACUUUGGCCUGGAUUCUAUAACACCACUUGUCCAGAAGUCGAAUCGACGGUUAGAGAAAUCAUGAAGAAUGCUAUCAUUAAAGAAACUAGGAAUGCUGCUUCAAUCAUGAGACUACAAUUUCAUGAUUGUUUCGUUAAUGGAUGUGAUGGUUCGUUGUUGUUAGAUGACACACCUACAAUGUUAGGAGAGAAAUUGGCUCUUUCAAAUAUAAACUCUUUGAGGCCGGAUUCAUUUGAAAUAAUUGAUGAAAUAAAGAUAGCUUUGGAGAAGAUAUGCCCUAGAGUUAUUUCUUGUGCAGAUAUCAUCAUCAUGGCUUCUAGAGAUGCCGUAGCUUUGACAGGAGGUCCAGAUUGGGAAGUCAAAUUAGGAAGAAAGGACAGUUUAUACGCAAGUCAAGAUGACUCUUCCAACAUCCUUCCAAGCCCAAGAGCCAAUGCCAACUCUUUAAUACACCUCUUUGCAAAGUUCAACCUCUCAACCGAGGACCUCGUGGCCCUAUCAGGGUCACACUCCAUUGGCAAAGCUCGAUGCUUUUCUAUCGUCUACCGCCUCUACAAUCAAUCAGGAGAAAGCACAAUCGAUCCACAUUACAAAAAGGAGUUACAUAAGUUGUGCCCUCGUGAUGGGGACGAGGAUAAGGUAGGUAACUUGGAUGCAACACCUACAGUUUUCGAUAACCAGUACUUUAAGGACUUAGUCGCCGGAAAAGGAUUCUUAAAUUCUGAUCAAACACUUUAUACAGUUGAAGAAACAAGGGAAUGGGUGGUGAAGUUUAGUGAAGAUGAAGGUGCAUUUUUUGAUGCCUUUGUUAAGGGCAUGUUAAAGUUGGGUGAUUUACAAUCGGGCCAGCCCGGUGAGGUCCGGAAGAAUUGUAGAGUGGUCAAUAGACAACGAGUUGACGUCGUUGUUGUAAAUGUCAUGGCGAUUGAAGCAAACACCAUCGAGGAAGAAUCGGAGAACAUGAAGAAAAUCAUUGAAAAGCUUGUCAAAGACGGCGAAGAAAAAGGAGCCCAAAUCAAACGACAAGAAGAAAAAAUUGCCAAUUUGACCAAGAAGCUUCAAAAACGUCCCAUUGACGAAACACACAAAAAUGGCGAAACCGAAAGUGAAGGCAAAAGCGAUGAAUCUAAGUCGAAUGCGAAGUCCAAGCCAAGAAGGAGAAGAAAUCCACAUGGUGAUUCAUUCUGCUUCCAACAAAUUCAAGAUAUGAUAGCAAAAACUAUCAAACACCAACUUGAUGGAAAUCCUGACGAAAGUGGUCAUUACAUCAAACCUUACACGGAAAGGAUUGAUGCCCUGGAGAUGCCUAACGCUUAUCAACCUCCCAAAUUCAUGUUCUUCGAUGGCAAAGGAAAUCCCAAACAACAUGUUGCACAUUUCAUUAAAAUGUGUAACAAUGCUGGCACCGAAUGGGACUUGCUGGUGAAGCAGUUUGUUCGAUCGCUAAAAGAAGUUGCCUUCGAUUGGUACACAGACGAAUUAGCUCCUGGAUCAAUCGAUAGUUGGGAUCAAAUAGAGAAAAUGUUCCUGAAUCGCUUCUUCAACACUCGUCGUAUUGUUAGCAUGCUGGAGUUGACACAAGCAAACCAGAUGGAAGGUGAACCGGUCGUGGAAUACAUCGAUCGCUGGCGGACGCUAAGUCUUCAAUGCAAGGAUCAUUUGCACGAAACUUCUGCAAUUGGCAUGUGCAUCCAAGGCAUGCAUUGGGACUUGGUUUACAUCUUACAAGGAAUCAAGCCCAAAAAUUUCCAGGAUUUGGCAACUCGAGCUCAUGAAAUGGAGAAUUCGUUAGCCAAUCAUGAAGAAAAGUAUGAUUAG